Messenger RNA from Exophiala bonariae, 1782 nucleotides. RefSeq lists its product as uncharacterized. Gene Ontology annotation, cellular component: mitochondrion. Gene Ontology annotation, biological process: lactate catabolic process. Lineage: Eukaryota; Fungi; Ascomycota; Eurotiomycetes; Chaetothyriales; Herpotrichiellaceae. Gene Ontology annotation, molecular function: D-lactate dehydrogenase (NAD+) activity; FAD binding; D-lactate dehydrogenase (cytochrome) activity. The record is from RefSeq and is a predicted model, not a curated record. Bases 1 to 1782 code for a protein of 593 amino acids. The transcript has 6 exons.
AUGACCGAGGGUCACGACUUCAACAGAUUUCCUCCCCCUAUGCUUGAGAAGCCAACCACGUGGACCAUGGCUUCCGUCACGCCCCCCGGACGGUAUAACAAUUUCUCAGAAGCUCAUGAGCGACACCGAAAGCUCUUCGAUAGACCUCUCCUUCACCCUUGGGAAGAUGUGUUGCCGCCAGGAGUUGAUCAGAAACUUUUUGACGCAGUGAUCAAUGAGUUGGUUGAACUACUAGGUUCCGACGGUGUCUUCGUCGGGAAAGCGCUGGUAGACUAUGUAGACCCAUUCGAACUCUCCGAGGCAGAAGGUAAACGCAGGCAGCCAAGUGCUGCAGUCUGUCCUCGAUCGCUCGAUGAAAUCAAAGGCGUCUUACAAAUCGCGAACAAGAACGCCAUACCUCUCUGGACGUUCUCACGAGGCAAAAACCUUGGGUAUGGAGGACCGGCACCAAUUCUCCAAGGAUCUCUCAUCAUCGACCUCCAUCGGUUGGGUGAAAUUAUCGAAGUUAAUGAGGAGUUCGCCUACGCAGUUGUCGAGCCGGGCGUUACUUUCAAGGAGUUAUUCGAUCAUUGUGUCGAAAGCAAACUAAAGGUCUGGCCUAGUGCACCUUCUUUGCCGUGGGGCAGCGUUAUUGGGAAUACCCUCGAUCGCGGUAUGGGUUUCCUUCCGACCGGCGUCCAUUCCCAACAGAUAGCUGGGCUAGAGGUACUCUUAGCCAAUGGAGACGUUGUGCGGACAGGUCACUUCGCCAACAGCAAGUCAAAAUCUGGCCACUUAACCAAGCAUAGCUUUGGACCGUCUAUCGAAGGGCUGUUUCUGCAGAGCAACCUAGGAAUAGUGACCAAAUUGGGCAUCUGGCUGACUCCCCAACCGCACAGUUAUAUGAUGUGUAACCUUUCCGUUCCCGAUAUGAAGGAUGUGAAGAUUCUUGUCGACCUUCUUGCGCCAAUGCGGAGGAAUGGCCUUAUUCCAGGGACGGUGUGGGCAUGCUCUGGAACGGAAGUCCUGGCCGCCAUGCAUAAACGUGCCGAGAUCUGGAAAGAACCCGGUCCAAUUCCGCAUUCGCGGCUUGGGGAACUCCUAAAGGAAUUCGGCAUGGGACUCUGGAACGCAAUGUUUGGUCUCUAUGGUCCUAAGUCCGUUGUCGAAGCUCAAUUCAAUGAGAUCAAGGCAAUUGUGGAAAAUCAAGCGCCAGUGGCUCAGUUCAGGGGUAAUAUCUACGGUGGUAAAGAUUCAGGACUGGUGGAUGUCUUGUCCAUCCCCGAGCUCGAUGGCGGUAUGUGGGCUGGCGUCCCAAAUUUUCUUUCAUGGGAAGGACUCAAGUGGAAUCUUCCUCUUAAUUCCUCCGCAAGCCAGCCAUCCCAUCGAGACUAUGCGCCCAUUAUUCCCGCUAACGGUGAUACGGUUUUGGAGUGGGCCGAGGUUUCCCGCCGGAUUUGCGAAGAGGAAGGUUUCGACAUCUUUUGCGACUUUUUCAUCCUCGAGAGACACGUCAUCUUUGUCUAUCUCACGACCUUCGACAAGGCAGACUUGAAACAGCGGAAAGCAAUGAAGAGUAUCUUGAGUCGCCUCCAUGAAGAAGGAGAAGCGAGAGGGUACGCACCGUAUCGGUGCCAUAUUGAUGAUAUGGACCGAGUAUCCGAAUCGUUCGACUUCAACAAUCAUGCAUAUCGAAGAUUUGUAGAAAAUCUAAAGGACACAUUCGAUCCGCAAGGCAUCCUCUCUCCCGGGAAAUCGGGUAUCUGGGGUAAACGGUUUCGAGAAACCAACGGCAGCACAUAA